Messenger RNA from Octopus bimaculoides (California two-spot octopus), 2979 nucleotides. RefSeq lists its product as uncharacterized. Gene Ontology annotation, molecular function: transcription factor binding; transcription coregulator activity. The record is from RefSeq and is a predicted model, not a curated record. Gene Ontology annotation, cellular component: nucleus. Gene Ontology annotation, biological process: negative regulation of DNA-templated transcription. Lineage: Eukaryota; Metazoa; Mollusca; Cephalopoda; Octopoda; Octopodidae.
ACGGCCUGCUAGAAGUAGAACCCUAAUGUACUUAAGAUCACACCCUUACAGAAUAAAAUUAUAAAAGGACACAUUAGAUAAUGCGGUCUUACAUAUCCCACCCCUCUUCCAAAAAAGAAUAAAAGACGAGAUGGCUACAGCUGAAAUGCCGCUGAUGAUUAAGAUCUGUUGGAGCCGAGUGGUCUUGGACGACAUCAACAAAAUUAACCAGAACCUCAUGUAGUCGUUCGACCGGCUCUAACAACUAAAUGUAGUUCAUAUGACACCAUAUCACCUUAAAUCAAGAAAGGACACUUUAAAUAACACAUUUCUAUAUUUCUUUAAUUUUUAUUUUAUACCGCAAUUUUGAGCCAUAAGCGUCGUUAGUUACAAGUUUCCAACGUGCCAAUCAAUGGUUCAUGGCGAAAGUGAGUGCAUAACCCGUUGCAAGGAACUUCGUUCGUUAAACACCGUUUUUUUUCUCCGGUUUCCCUCGCCAGUUCUAGCGCGAUGGACUCACUCGGUUUCUUUCUACCAAAUUUCAAGCACAAUGAUGUCAGUCCGAGGUUAUGUUAGAACACACUUACCCAAAGUUCCACGCAGUGGAACCGAACCCGGUAUCACGCUGUUGUGAAGCGAAGGCCGUGGCUUUUACGUAUUUUUCCUUGGUCUGUUCGAUCACAGUUGACCUGGGGUUAAAUAACAACGGCAAAAGCAUCUCGGACAAUCAAACUCGGAAUACUUGGAUGCCAUGACGUCAUCACAGCCUACGAAUGCAUCAGAAUGGCAACUAUACCGAGUUUUACAACGUGCAAACCUCUUACAAUAUUAUGAUACAUUUAUCGCUCAAGGAGGAGAUGAUGUUCAACAAUUGUGUGAAGCUGGAGAGGAAGAAUUUCUUGAGAUUAUGGCUCUGGUAGGCAUGGCAAGUAAACCUCUGCAUGUUAGACGUUUACAAAAAGCACUCCAAGAGUGGGUAGCAAAUCCAGCUGCAUUCCAAGGUCCAGUUGUUGGUUCAUCAAGUCCAGCUCCUGGAAGCAUCAGUGCCACCGUGAGGGAUCAAACUGCUGUUAAUACUUAUCCUACAUUGCAUUCCACACCUCCCAUUGUGAAUGCUCCUACAUGGAACCCUGCCACACAUCCGCCUCCUCGUAACAUCAGUCCUGCUAACACAGGUAGCUCAUCAGGUGCUUCACCCCAAGCCGACAUCAAAGUAGAGUUCACUGACCAAUCAUCUUGUAUGAUGUCAUUCCAGCCUGUUGACAUUAAUAUGAAACAACAUUCCUCUUCCUCCCCAUUACCCACACCAGUGCUGGUAGAAAGUCAGAUCAUAGCUAUUGCAGAAGCUGCUGCCAGAGUUGCUAAAGAUUCACCCGGAUUUGAACCUAAAGAAUUAAAUUUAAAAAAACAAAUAAACAGAGAAAUUCAGAUGGUAAUGACCAUGUCACCUGAAGAUCCAAACAGAAUGGAGGAAUUAAGAAAGUAUGCUGCAAUCUAUGGACGGUUUGACUCCAAAAGGAAAAAUGAUAAACCAAUGUCACUGCAUGAGAUCUCUGUAAAUGAAGCUGCCGCUCAGUUGUGCCAUCAUUUACCAGCACUGUUAACCCGGCGUGAAGAUUUAUUCCCAUUAGCAAGGCAGGUUGUUCGUGAGAGUGGUUAUCAGUAUUCCAAAGGUCACUCCAGUAAUUCCAAACAGCUGUGGGCAGUCGAAAGUCCGUCCAUCAACUGCAACAGAGCUUCAUCUGAUGGUUUAUCUAUAAAGCGAUCUAAGUUUGAUCCAGCUUUGACUCGUCAGUUUGAAACAAAUUCAAAAUUUGUCAAUGCUGAACUAGAAAAACUUCAGCGAGAGGAACGAAUGACAGCAAUAAACAAUGAAAUGGUUAGCUUGAAGCAGAAACAAGAUGAAAUAAAAUCUCAGCUCGUAGCUGCCAAAGAUGCUGGUGAUGCUGUUUCACUGCAGAAGCUACAAGGAACUCGCGAUCUAAUUACAUCUCGACAGCUUCAUCUAAUGGCUGAGCAGAAUGAAAUAAUCAAAAAACAGCGCCGCUUUGAACGGUAUCAGAUGAAGAAUGCCCGCUGUAGCAACAAUGGCAAAGAAUACAAUGAUGAUGAAGCCACAGAUUCUUCCAACUUCCCGAGUGGUUGCUCCUCUCCACUUAACGACUCCCAGGAUGGAGAAAGUUAUUUUGAUUUUACCAAAAGUGACUUAUAUACUGCAACUCAGAAAAAUGCCAAGUUGGUGCAAGAAACCCUCUUUGAUGAAGGUUUGCGUAUUGCUCAACAGUACGGCAUGGCUGAUUUUGCAGAGCAGCUAAAAGAACUGCAACAGCAAAAACCUAAAAGUAACAUUACAGGAUAUAAAAAAUCCAUCAACAGAAAUAUGAAUGGAAACUGUAGUCAUAAAACUGUGAUCAAUGAAGCAGAUGAUGAUGUAAUUGAAGACGAAGAUGAAGAUGUGGUGAUAGAUGAGUACAAUGACAAUAACAACAACAAUAGUUGUAACAGCACUAGUAAUAACAACAACAACAAUAACAUCAACAUCAACAAUAACAACAGCAGCAGAAACCAUUCAUCUGGUGAAGAGUUGGAAAAUACAAAUAAUGAAAUACUUCCAAGAAAGAAUGGAAUUGAAGAAAAUGACAGUGUGAAAACUAACCUAGUUAAAAAUAACAUGAUGGCGGGUUAUUACGCAGCACUGGAGAGCAAGGACAGUUUCAAAGAAGAUAAACAUGAUCUAAGGGAAGAAUCUAUGGCAAAUGAUAUGCUAAUAAGAGACAGAAGAAUCAAAGAUGGCAAAAAAUAUUGGAGUGGGCCUUUUGGGCAUAGUCUUAUCCCAAACGGUGAGAAUGGCAACCAACAAAUGGAUGGUUAGCGGGAAUCUCACAGAGUAAACGCAGAUUUUAAGACUUCCAAAGAUUUGUGUUACAGAAAAGAACAAUUUAUUAUCAACAUAGCAUCGACAAUGCAAGCUGUGAUAACGCAGGUGAAGAAGCCCCCCAC